GCGGGAAUUCGCAGGCUCCUCCCCGGGCCCGGUACCGCUCCCCCGGCCAUGGCCCCUGCGCUGCUCCUGGUCCCUGCGGCCUUGGCCUCCUUCGUUCUGGCCUUUGGCACCGGGGUGGAGUUCGUGUGCUUCACGUCCUUGCACCCGCUGCUCGGGGGCUCCCCGAAGCUGCGGCCAGAUAGUCGACAGGAAUGGCUGACUGCCCUACAGGACCCUGGCAUCUUGGCAGCUCUAGCGCAGGACCUGGGGCUGGUGCUGCUGUUCAUGGGGCAGCACAGUCUUAUGGCAGCAGAACCUGUGAAGACAUGGAUGACCCAGCACUUCGGGGUCCUGCAGAGGUCGCUCUAUGUGGCCUGCACUGCCCUGGCCCUGCAGGUGGUGAUGCGUUAUUGGGAGCCAGUGCCAGAGGGCCCAGUCCUCUGGGAAGCACAAUCAGAGCCCUGGGUAACCUGGGUACCCCUUCUCUGCUUCGUGAUGCACAUCAUAGCUUGGCUUCUCAUUUUUAGUAUCCUCUUAGUUUUUGACUAUCCUGAGCUCAUGGGCCUCAAACAGGUAUAUUACCAUGUGCUGGGGCUAGGGGAGCCAUUGGCUCUGAAGUCCCCUAGGGCACUGAGACUCUUUGAGCACUUGAGACAUCCUGUGUGUGUGGAGCUCCUGACAGUGCUAUGGGCUGUGCCCCGACUGGGCCUUGACAGAAUCCUCUUGGCUGCACUGCUCACCCUCUACCUGGGCCUGGCACAUGGGCUAGACCAGCAAGAUUUGCGCUACCUCCGUGCCCAGCUUCAAAGAAAGCUUCAGUUACUUGCUGGGCCUAAUGAUGUAGAUGCUGAGUGAAAUCUAGCCCUUAGGAUGAAACUGUUGUCCCUAGGCUCUAAAGCCCUGAUUGUCCCCCACCCCUACUCCCCAUUCAAAGUUCUGUUCCCCAAAAUCCAAGAGCUAUCCUAGAUAAUCUGUCUUCUGGAUUCCAGGUUCCACUCCUGAAUUUGAGGUUUCCACCCCUACUCUAACUUGAGAGGCCACCCCUUGAAACUUGAGGCUGCAUGCUUCUGGGUCCUUAGAUGCCUCCCCCACCCCAAAACUCUAUCUCUCCUGAAUUCCCAGCUCUACCUCCUAGACUCCAAAUUUCUCUCCCUGUGGACUUCAGGCACGGUUCUCUGGAUAUGGUAUGGAGCUAGCUCUCUGACUUGGAGCCCACACUCAGAUUCCAGAUUUAGUAUCUCUUAAUCCAGGAUCCCACUCCCCUACCUAAGGAUCCCUCAAUUCAAUCUAGAAAGAGAGAUGAGACUUGGGGAGGAGUGAGGAUUUUGUGCCCAUCCCCCAAUGAUAGGUAGGCCUCUUUCCGCCUGUUUUCCUCUCCAAAUCCCAGGGGAAAGAGGUUGGCCCUGAUCAGUCCACUACCACUGAUCCCCAAACCCAUUCUCAGGGACCUCUCCUUUUCAUUUAUAUCUUUACCCACCCCAGAGUUAGACUGGAACUGAGGUGUUUCUCAGCCUCCAGAUGGAAGUACCUUUCCUUAGCUCCCUCUCUCCCAUUCCUCCAGGCCCUCCCUUAGUAUCCUUGAGGUUCUUUUUAGGAUUUCUUCCUCACCACUUAGGCCCUAUGUCCUCAGAGCAGAUGUUGGGAGGAUGGGGCAGGAACAUCUUCACUCCCCACCCCAGUGCCUUCAUGUUUCCCAGAGAACAUGUAAGAAGCUGGCAAAUAAAUCCAAAUACCAUGUCUUUUCUUCA
This is a messenger RNA of Trichosurus vulpecula (common brushtail), 1727 nucleotides long. RefSeq names its product nurim (gene NRM). The transcript has 4 exons. The record is from RefSeq and is a predicted model, not a curated record. Gene Ontology annotation, cellular component: nuclear membrane. The coding region runs from base 49 to 834 and encodes 261 amino acids. NCBI's taxonomy places the organism in Eukaryota, Metazoa, Chordata, Mammalia, Diprotodontia, Phalangeridae.